Messenger RNA from Chrysochloris asiatica (Cape golden mole), 1503 nucleotides. RefSeq names its product tyrosine hydroxylase (gene TH). The record is from RefSeq and is a predicted model, not a curated record. Gene Ontology annotation, biological process: response to hypoxia; dopamine biosynthetic process from tyrosine; heart development. Gene Ontology annotation, molecular function: tyrosine 3-monooxygenase activity; iron ion binding. Bases 1 to 1503 code for a protein of 500 amino acids. Lineage: Eukaryota; Metazoa; Chordata; Mammalia; Afrosoricida; Chrysochloridae. The transcript is spliced from 13 exons. Gene Ontology annotation, cellular component: perikaryon; axon; cytoplasm.
AUGCCUACCCCCAACGCCGCCUCACCGCAGGCUAAGGGCUUCCGACGGGCAGUGUCCGAGCUGGAUGCCAAACAGGCAGAGGCCAUCAUGUCCCCACGGUUCAUCGGCCGGCGGCAGAGUCUGAUUGAGGAUGCUCGCAAGGAGAGGGAGGCGGCGGUGGUGGCGGCGGCAGCUGCAGCGGCAGCAUCCUGUUCGGAACCCGGUGAGGCCCUGGAGACUGUGCCCUUUCAGGAGAAGGACGGCCGGGCCCUGCUGAACCUGCUCUUCUCCCUGCGGAACACCAAGCCGGCACCCCUGUCACAUGUGGUGAAGGUGUUUGAGACUUUUGAAGCCAAAAUCCAUCACCUGGAGACUCGGCCAGCCACCAGGCCUUGGGGUGGGAGCCCCCACCUGGAGUACUUCGUCCGCUGUGAGGUGCCCAGUGCCAAUCUGGCCACACUGCUCAGCUCUGUGCGCCGGGUGUCCGAGGACCUGCGGGGCGUCAGAGAGGACAAGGUUCCCUGGUUCCCCAAGAAAGUCUCUGAACUGGAUCAAUGCCACCACCUGGUCACUAAGUUUGACCCAGACCUGGACUUGGACCACCCAGGUUUCUCGGAUCAGGCUUACAGGCAACGCAGGAAGCUGAUCGCCGAUAUAGCCUUCCAGUACCGGCAUGGCGACCCGAUUCCUCGAGUGGAGUACACAGCUGAGGAAGUGGCCACGUGGAAGGAGGUCUACACCACACUGAAGGGGCUCUAUGCCACCCACGCCUGCCGUGAGCACCUGGACGCAUUUGAACUGCUGGAGCGCUUCAGUGGCUACCGUGAGGAUAACAUUCCUCAGCUGGAGGACGUGUCUCGAUUCCUGAAGGAGCGGACAGGCUUCCAGCUCCGGCCCGUAGCCGGCCUGCUGUCUGCUCGGGACUUCCUGGCCAGCCUGGCCUUCCGUGUGUUCCAGUGCACCCAAUACAUCCGCCACGCGUCCUCGCCCAUGCACUCCCCCGAGCCGGACUGCUGCCACGAGCUCCUGGGGCACGUGCCCAUGCUGGCCAACAGGACCUUCGCGCAGUUCUCCCAGGACAUUGGCCUUGCAUCUCUGGGAGCAUCAGAUGAAGAGAUUGAAAAGCUGUCCACGCUAUACUGGUUCACGGUGGAAUUUGGGCUGUGCAGACAGAAUGGUGAAGUAAAGGCUUAUGGCGCGGGGCUGCUGUCCUCCUACGGGGAGCUCCUGCACUCCUUGUCGGAGGAGCCUGAGGUGCGACCCUUCGACCCCGACGAGGCAGCCGUACAGCCCUAUCAGGACCAGACCUACCAGUCUGUGUACUUCGUGUCUGAGAGCUUUUGCGAUGCCCGCGACAAGCUGAGGACCUACGCCGCGCGCAUCCAGCGCCCCUUCUCCGUGCGAUUUGACCCGUACACACUGUCCAUCGAGGUGCUGGACAGCCCCCGCUCCAUCCGGCGCUCGCUGGAGGCCGUCCAGGACGAGCUGCAGACCCUGGGCAACGCACUGAGCACCAUCCGCUAG